This is a messenger RNA of Octopus bimaculoides (California two-spot octopus), 2413 nucleotides long. RefSeq lists its product as uncharacterized. The record is from RefSeq and is a predicted model, not a curated record. Gene Ontology annotation, molecular function: DNA-binding transcription factor activity, RNA polymerase II-specific; RNA polymerase II cis-regulatory region sequence-specific DNA binding. NCBI's taxonomy places the organism in Eukaryota, Metazoa, Mollusca, Cephalopoda, Octopoda, Octopodidae. Gene Ontology annotation, biological process: regulation of transcription by RNA polymerase II.
CAACUGUAAAUCAAACACACUCAUGGCUGCUGACAACAGGAUAGCUUCUUCCACAAUUGUCCAGCAGAGUGAUCUUUUUGGUCAGCUCUCUUUUGCAUUGGCUGUAGAUGAUGUUGCAUGAUCAUUCUGCUCACUCUUCCAUAUCUGGUACCUGGAUGACACGACCCCGAGUAGCUUGGCUGAGUCUGAGAGUGCGAAACUUGAGAGAAGGGAGAUAAUUCUAACAGCUAUGCCUGACAACAAUGGACUGUGUCCGUUAGGUACAUGUCUAUCUAUUUUCUAGAUGUGGACAAUAUAAAAGCAAACAAAAAACUGGCCGCCAAAUAAGAUAAAAGGAAGGCAAUUUACUUCUAUUUAGAACAAUCUACAGUUAACAGAGAGCAAUAGAUGGUUUUUAAUCUAAAUCCAAUAGGUGUAAGUAAGUGCAUUCAUUGUUAUUAUACCAAAUGAUAUUUUACUUUCUACCAGGAAACCAGUACUUCAGUUUAUGGUAAUUUCCCAGGCCGGAUCUCCACAAAAAUAGCAUCUGGUGCAUUGUGAUGGGAAUUUCUCACCCAAGUUGUAGCAACAAAUUUAUGCCAUCUUGAAGACUAAAGAACGAUGUUACCAAAUAUAGGUAUAUGCAUCCUGUUUCCAUAGCCUUGGUUAAAUUACUGUGAAAUAUUUCUUCAGGGCUGAAAAAGUUUGUUUUUCUUUCUUAAUAAUAUUUGUUAUUAUGGAGGGGAAACUGUGUAAGAGUCAGAUUAAUGGUGAAAAGGAAUGUGGAAGAUUUGAUUUAUCUCUUCAGACACAGAAAAGUGUUAAGAAGAGGCCACACCACUGUGAGAUCUGUGGGAAAACCUUCCAACAGAAUAAUCACCUUGUUGAUCAUAAACGUACUCACACAGGUGAGAAACCAUACAACUGUGAUAUCUGUGGCAAGACAUUUUCUAAGAAUAGUAAUUUAUACAGACAUAAGAUGAAGCAUUCAGGACUUAGACCCUAUCACUGUGACAUCUGUGGAAAAACCUUCACCAUCAAAAGUUCAUUAUUUUCUCACAAACGUAUUCACACUGGAGAACAACCUUUUCGCUGUGAUAUCUGUGGUAAGACAUUUGCUCAGUAUGGUAAUUUAUAUAAUCAUAAGCAAAAACAUUCAGGAAUCAAACCCUUUGAAUGUGAUAUCUGUGGCAAAGCAUUUUCUGCAAAUUGUUAUCUCUCCAGUCAUAAACGUGUUCACACUGGUGAGAAACCAUACCACUGUGAUGUUUGUGGCAAGCAUUUCUCUCAAAAUGGGUUGUUAACUCGUCAUAAACUUAUACAUACAGGACAUAAGCCUUACCACUGUGAUAUCUGUGGUAAGACGUUUCCUGUAAAUUCUGCCCUAUCUUGUCACAAACGUGUUCACACUGGUGAGAAACCAUAUCACUGUGAUAUCUGUGGUAAUAUGUUCUCAUAUAAAGGCAAUUUGUCGACUCAUAAACGGAUUCACACAGGAGAGAAACCAUAUCACUGUAACAUCUGUGGUAAAUCAUUCCAAUACAAAGCUAGUUUAUCUUUCCACAAACGUUUACACACAGGUGAGAAACCAUACUACUGUGAAUUCUGUGAUAAAAAAUUUAGUAACAGCAGUAACUUAGAGAGUCAUAAAAAGACACAUUCAAAACUUAAACCUUAUCAGUGUGAUAUUUGUGGUAAAUCUUUUUCUGCCAAUUGUGAUUUGACUAGUCAUAAACGUGUUCACACUGGUGAGAAACCAUUUCAAUGUGAUAUUUGCAGUAAACAUUUUUCUACAAGGGGUAUAUUAGCUUGUCACAAACGUAGACAUACUGGUUAUAAGCCAUAUCACUGUGAUAUCUGUGGUAAAGUGUUUGCUGUAAGUUGUAAUCUGUCUUCUCACAGACGUGUUCACACUGGUGACAAACCAUACUGUUGUCACAUCUGUGGCAAAACGUUCUCUCAGAGUGGUAACUUAGCUACUCACAAGCGUACACACACACGUAGGACAUCAUAUGACUGUGAUAUAUGUGGUAAAAUGUUUUCCUAUAAGGGUAAUUUAACUAACCAUAAGCAUGUACACAAGUGAUAUCUGGAGUAAAAUAUUCUCUUGGGAUGGCUUUAGUGACUCACAAGAAACUGUAGUAACGCCGUGCGCAUGCGUAGUCUCACGCAUGCGUGGAAUUAAACAAGCAAGCUUUCCCGCUUAAUUCUAUCUCUUUCUCAGUCGGCCGACCAUGAGCAUGGACGUGUCAAGCAGUGUCGCCAACAUUCCAACUCUGGAGACAGUCUCUUUACGUGUUUAGCUGUCACUCUCCAUCUUUCGGACUUACGCUCGACAGCUCGCUUACAUCUACAUACCAACUGAAUUGUAACAACAAACAAGAGCUAAAGAUGUAUAUAUUUACCACCUGAAUAAAUGUUGUUUAGGUUGAUA